Messenger RNA from Umbelopsis ramanniana AG, 2435 nucleotides. RefSeq lists its product as uncharacterized. Gene Ontology annotation, molecular function: protein binding. The transcript has 5 exons. Lineage: Eukaryota; Fungi; Mucoromycota; Umbelopsidomycetes; Umbelopsidales; Umbelopsidaceae. The record is from RefSeq and is a predicted model, not a curated record. The coding region runs from base 235 to 2136 and encodes 633 amino acids.
GGCUGGAGAAGGAGAUGUAUUGAGGAAGGAACGCCCGGAAUCUCAGCCGUCAAUUGACCCAUUAUCGCUUCAUAUAAUUCGUCGUGUAUCUCAACGAGCAUUGCCAAAGGAUGGAACAGAAGUGCAAGAUAUACAGGUGGCCAAACACUCCGACCAGGCCGAGAAGGAGAAUCAUCGACAGUCAACUUCAGAUACCAAACCCAGUCACCAAUCGGUAAAGAAAAAUCUUCGGUUAUGAACAAACUUGGCACCAAGAAAGACCGAAAUAAGUCUACGGCUGGAGGUGUCUCAGAGUCUAUUGCAAGUGAAGAUAGUGAUGCGUCAAGUGUUUCAACUGCUGAAGGGCGCCCUAGUGUUGAAUCUCAGAAGUCACAUGGUCGUAGUGUUAUAACGACAGUAUCUUCUCGCAACGUUGGCGCGGCACCCCACGGACAGCCUAUUGUCAAGACGAGGUCCAAAAUUAAGCCAAACAAAGUAUUUUCUCGCAUGAUAUUUGCUCAAACAUUGGCAACUUCGCAGAAUGAUGAGGCAAAUGGUGACUAUGUCAAUAAUAGCAAUCCCGUAACAUCUGCAGUGGACGAUGAUUCUCUGGCUCCAGAAGAACCAGCCGGCGCAGUUUGGGUAUUGAAGUUCAGCAAAGAUGGUAGAUAUCUGGCUUCCGGUGGACAAGAUUGUGUUUUGCGAGUUUGGCAAGUGAUUGGAGAUGACAGCCAUGACAGCCAGCAAACCGAAGAUGAAACCACCAAAGGAGUUCCCGUAGAAGAAUCUAUCAAAGUAUUCGAAGAUAGCCCUGUUCAUGAAUACGAAGGACAUCAGGCAGAUAUUCUGGAUAUAAGUUGGUCAAAGAACAACUUUUUGCUUUCAAGCUCAAUGGAUAAGACUGUGAGACUAUGGCACAUCACUAGAAAGGAGUGCCUGUGCGUCUUCCAACAUCUGGAUGUUGUCACAUCUAUCACAUUUCAUCCUAGAGAUGACCGUUUCUUCCUUUCUGGCUCGUUGGAUUGUAAGCUACGCCUUUGGAACAUCCCGGAAAAGAAGGUAGCCUAUUGGAAUGAGGUUCCUGACUCCAACAUGGUCACAGCAGUCGGCUUCACUCAGGAUGGCAAAAUUGCUGUUGCUGGGUCUUACAUUGGAUCUUGCUUCUUUUACGAGACUGAAGGGCUAAAAUAUAACACUCAAAUCACUCUUGACUCCAACAAGAGCAGGAACUCAAAGAAAACUCGUAAAAUCACUGGUAUUGAGUCCAUGCCCGGUAUGCCUCCCGGCGAAGAAAAAUUGCUAAUCACAAGCAACGAUUCGCGCAUUCGUCUGAUUAAUUUGAAAGACAAAGGGCUUGUGGCUAAAUAUAAAGGUCUGGAAAAUCCUUCCAUGCAAAUUAGAGCCACGUUCAGUGAUGAUGGCCGGCAAAUUAUUUGUGGAAGUGAGGAUAAGAAUAUCUUUUUAUGGGAGACAGAACAAGCUGGCUUUUCACCAUUCCAUUAUCUUCAAGAUAGUCGAUAUAAAACAGCAGCAACACUCGGACAUUUUGGCGAGCAUCUUGUUCAAACGGCGGUCAACAGUACACACCAUAAUGGCCAACCUACACGAGUGUCCGGUUGGUUGAAGCGUGGCGGUGAAAAGGUCAAGGAGAAGUUGAAAGGCGGCUAUGAAUAUUUUGAAGGCCAUCAUCAAGUUGUCACUGCUGCGAUUUUCGCUCCCACUCGCACAAGACAGCUGGUUGCUCGAACGGGUCGAGACACCAUCUACAAUAACACAGUUAUUCCUGAUGAACCAUCCAAGUUAGCCGCGACUGAGCCCAAUCUGAACAGGUCGGCGAGCAACGCAAGCAACUUGGCGACCCAAGCUGAACUUGAAGCUGAAGAAAACGAGCAAGCAAGAAAGAAUGCUCUAAACUAUACAUAUCCUAAUGGUCAGAUCAUUGUAUCCGCAGAUAACGUUGGUGUCAUCAAAGUGUGGCGUGUUGACUGUGGGGAUUACGCGAGUAAUCAUAUUACACCUACAAACACCAAACAAGAGCACGUCGUUGGCAACAGCGUUCCUUUGCAACAAUAUGCGAGCAACAGUACUGAUAAUACAGUCAAAUCGACAACGUUUUCAAAGCGGGGAUUCAGUUCUAUCUUCGGAAAGCACAAGUAGAGACUGUAUAACUCCAAUGCUUUUUACAUAUCGUUGUGAAAUAUCGCAUUAUGGGAAUUAGAUUCCUUUGUGCAAACCAUUGUACUAAUUAAUUGAGUCCUGACCUUUUACAACAUAACCCCCUGUAUUAUAUUUCGGCAGAUUGAAAGUUCUAAACAUUUGCAUAUUUAAAACCGAUUACUUAGCAUGUAUACUUUAUUCGAAAUAACAUCAACCAUCAUACAUUAUCAUUUAUCUACACUAUGGCUAUGAAGACGAUAGAUCAGAAUCGUCGACAACAUCGCUAUCUAGUUGUUCGC